Messenger RNA from Triticum dicoccoides, 1487 nucleotides. Its product is annotated as anthocyanin 5-aromatic acyltransferase-like. The transcript has a single exon. Lineage: Eukaryota; Viridiplantae; Streptophyta; Magnoliopsida; Poales; Poaceae. The coding region runs from base 78 to 1487 and encodes 469 amino acids. The record is from RefSeq and is a predicted model, not a curated record.
CCACGACUGACUGCGUGCUGCCCGCAUCGCACACUACGCUACAUACAAUACUAGUGCGCACUAGUAGUGGUGCCGCCAUGAACGUCCGUGUGCGAGUGCUUGACACGACCCAUGUCCGGCCGGAGCUGCCUGGGCACGCCGCCACUAUCAAGCUCUCGCCCUUCGACACCCUCUUCCUCGCGCUCCCCCCGAUCCAGCGGAUCUUCUUCUAUGACGAUGACGGCGCACCGAGCCUCCCGCCGUUCCCGGCCAUCGUCCGCUCGCUGCUGGCCUCCCUCGCCGCCACGCUCUCCGUCUUCGCGCCGCUCGCCGGCAGGCUCGCGGCCUCCCUUGAUGGAGAUCUCGUCGUCGACUGCUCCCUUGAUGCUCUUCAGCUCGGCGUCAAGUUCGUCCAGGCGGAGUACUCCGGCGACGCGGCCGACAUGCGCCGUCUCGCGCGUGACGCCGAGCACGACACCGAAGCGUUCGUGCAGCUCGUGCCGGAGCUCGAGGUGGCCAGGCUGCCAGCGCCCCUGCUCGCUGUCCAGGUCACGCGGCCGGUGCUGUCGGGGGGAGACGACCAGGGUGCGGGCGCCGUGGUGGUCAGGAUCUCGAUGCACCACGCGGUGGCCGAUGGGCAGUCGCUGUUUCAGUUCAUGCGCGCGUGGGCCGCCGCGUCGCGGGAGGGAUCGCCGGCAGUGGCGGGGCUCGUGCCGCCCCCGACGUUUGACCGGUCGGUGAUCAUGCGGCACCCCAAAGCAGAGGCUGCGACGCGGAACUUCGCUCGCCUCUGGGCGCCGGAUCUGCCCAUCGUGAACACGAUGCCGGAGCUGGACUGGACACGGCAGAGCCGGAGGACAUACCUGCUCGACGCCGGCCAAAUCCAGUCGCUGAAGCGGCGCAUCGUGCAGCAACGCCAAGCCGCCGGAGCGGACAACGACAACCAGCCGCCGCCGAGCACCUACGUGGCCGUAGCGUCGCUGCUGUGGACGUCCAUGGCGCGCGCCAAGCACCCGGACCAGGCAGUCAACGCCGGCGCCGCCGACGACGCAUACCUCCUGUUCCCCGCGGACUACCGCCGCCGCAUGCAGCCCCCUCUGGACCCGGGCUUCUUCGGCAACUGCGUCAAGCUCUGCUUCGCGCGCGCCACGGCGAGCAAGCUUGUGUGCCGCGACGACGACGACGGCGCGCUCGCGCACGCGGCGGGGGCGCUGCGGCGGGCGAUCCGCGAGCAGGUGGAGGAGAAGGACCCGCUGGGCGACGCCGACCGGUGGGCGGAGACCUACCAGGGGAUCCCGCCGGAGAGGCGCUCGCAGCAGGGGUCGUCGCACCGGUUCAUGGCGUACGAGGUGGACUUCGGAUGGGGGCAGCCGAGCCGGGCGGAGAUCGUGUCGAUGUUCAGUCCGGAGGUGGCGAUGCUCGUCGGCGCGGUGCAGGUGUCCGUGGCCCUUGGCCGGGAUCUCAUCGACGGCUUCGAGGCUUGCUUCAUGUCGCUGGUCUCACCAUGA